AUGCGAGCUGCUCGCGCGCUGACGCCGCUCGUGGCGCCGCUCGCGCGCUUGCUCCGUGGACCAGCAACAUACGAUGUCGGCACACUCCAUGCAAAGCCGCCAUGUGCAUUCAAUACCGACUCUAUCGCUGCGCAAAGCGCGUCGCUGCAAGCGUCUGCGCGCAUCCAACACUUGCUCGCAAAUGGACGUGUGCGUGCAGCGAUGCACCAUGUUGAAACGAUGCUUACAUCCAAGGAUACCCAACACGAACACGUACAGCACGUCUUGUUCAGCACGGUGCAGACCUUGGGCAAAAUGAUUCGAUCUCCGCAGCACCCAACGCCCGAAUCACUGCGCGAUACGCCAUUGCAUCCCGCGCUCGCGUUGGCGUCCAUGUACGAUACCUGUUCCGACACACAUACUCUUUGGCCAAGUGCCGCAUCAGCCAGCAUGGUUGCAAGCAUGGCACGAUGCCUGCCUGCAGACGCAUUGAUCCCUGUCCUCGACGCGAUCUGCAACGAUCUGCUUGCACGUCCACGCGCCAACAACACGUCGCUGCUUUGCGCUAUGAUUGCUGCCUACGGUCGAGCACGGUGCCCCGGGCGCGGCGAGCUAUUUCUGCAGCGCUACGUCGGCACCGGCCCAACGUGCGAGGCACUUGCUCCCAAAAACGCGCCCUUUUUCUCACGCAGCCGCGCGCUCUUUGCUCGCUGCGAUACGCGCAGUCCAAUUGAUAUCCCCUUACACGACACAUGGAGUGCGUCGACGGCCAUAUGGAAUGCGCUCAUCCGUGCACGGACGACAGCAGGGGACAUGGCAGCUGCAGCACUGUGGCUGGAGCGGUACCGAUUUGUAGCACACUUGCCGGACACGCUGUGUGACUUGCACGCACUUACACGCCCUGUACAAAGCGCAUCGCCCUAUCUGACCCUCAUGCAUGCCUUCUCUUCCGGCGCAGGGAUCCGUGAUUUUUUUUUGCAAAGCGGCGCUGAAGCCCAGACUGCGCUGCGCCGCACAGCACUUGCCAUGGACGCGCCGUUCAAGACUGCGGCAAUCCACGGGCUGCUCAAGGCCGUGCGCGAUGACGGCAUCAUCCCGGGCGUUGCCAUGCUCAAUUUUCUCGCGAGCUUUGAGGCUGGGCGUCAGCGUUUAGAGAGUGCCGCGCGCCUUGUCACCGAGGCAUUUGCCAUUCCAGGCAAGGGCGCGGUACGCUACAGGGUGCACCGUACGACAUAUAUGCCCUUGUUUGCACUGCAUGCCGCCGUCGCAGCGCAGCAAUCUGCGCCGUUGCUCGCGCCUAUUAUGACCUCGCCGUUGCCGCCGAGCGCAUUGGCGCAGGAGCUGCAAAGCGCUCGCCAAGUGCUGUGUGCGUGCAUUGCCUACGUGCGCCGCGCAGACAGUAGCAGCGCUGCGAAAUGGUGGCGCAAAGAAUGCGGCACCGCGCUGCUGAACCAGGCGAUGGAUGCAUUGCUGGCCGCGCACGACUACCCGGCCGCAUUGCAUGCGCUCGCACUCUACGAUGAAUGGGGUGUACAGCCAGAUGCAUGGAUGCAUGCACUUUUAUGGCGGCACCUCGGCGCGCAUACAAAUCCCCAGCAUGCGCUGGAGCAGCGUGUCGUGGCACAGGCGAACUAUUUGCAAAACGUCUCCACGCCGGUCCCUGCUUGGGCCGAGGCGCUGCGUGCAUGCAAAGCACAGGACACGGUGCUUGCUGCAGCAGCCAUACAUGUACAGGAUUAA
Messenger RNA from Malassezia vespertilionis, 1719 nucleotides. Its product is annotated as lipoyl(octanoyl) transferase. The transcript has a single exon. The record is from RefSeq and is a predicted model, not a curated record. Bases 1 to 1719 code for a protein of 572 amino acids. Lineage: Eukaryota; Fungi; Basidiomycota; Malasseziomycetes; Malasseziales; Malasseziaceae.